Drosophila simulans is the source of this 6680-nucleotide messenger RNA. Its product is annotated as inositol hexakisphosphate and diphosphoinositol-pentakisphosphate kinase. Gene Ontology annotation, cellular component: cytosol. The record is from RefSeq and is a predicted model, not a curated record. Lineage: Eukaryota; Metazoa; Arthropoda; Insecta; Diptera; Drosophilidae. Gene Ontology annotation, biological process: inositol metabolic process; inositol phosphate biosynthetic process. The coding region runs from base 565 to 6468 and encodes 1967 amino acids. Gene Ontology annotation, molecular function: inositol hexakisphosphate kinase activity; 5-diphosphoinositol pentakisphosphate 1-kinase activity; diphosphoinositol pentakisphosphate kinase activity. The transcript is spliced from 15 exons.
UUAGCCAUCUUGCUCUUUGUGCGAUUACUUCUCUUUCUGUUUUUUUCUCUGCUUUUGUCUUUGACUGAUCAGAUUCUCCCCUGAGUGAGUGGAAGCACAGACUAAUGGCCGUACGCUCUGAAACAAUCCGAUACGAUCCCCAGCGAUCCCAAGCAAACCGAAUUUUCAGUUCCGUUAGUCAGUUGGCCGCGUUGCACGGAACGGGCGUUAUACGCCGACCUCGUCGGUUUGCGUUUUCUGUAUAUGUUCCGGGUUAGGUCAUCUGGUUUUGGGGAAUCCGACCGAUAAGCACGAACGGUUUGAUUCCCGCACUAUCCAUCAGUUUUGACGACGACGGAUUGCCAAAGCGCAGCUAAAUCCGAUAUUUACGACGCGUAUAAAAUAUUUGACAAGCCUUAAAAAACAAUUUGAUUGUUUAUAAAUAAAUUACUCUCAACUGUUUUCCCUCAAACGAGAAGGCCAAAUGUUAAAGUUUUGUUUUAACGGAAUAUAAAACAAGUUUCUAAGUUACCGUCCUGGAGGAACAUCUAGAUUUGGCCGGAAAGAGACUGAGUUACCGCCACAAUGGAGUGGACUUGGUUCAAAGACUGGUGGCGUCUCAAGAAGCUUCGAUCUCGUCACCAGCGACAUAAGAAAAAACUCCAAGCAGCCACGGCAGCCGCUGGAGCUGCGAUGACAGCAACAGCGGUUUUGCCCGGCUCUGGGUGCGCAGAAAGUGGUGGUUCCCAGGAUCCACAAACCAAUCGUCUCCACAGCUUGUACGACGCAGUGCCAUCUGAUGGAACUAUAGCCAGAAUACGUCAUGGUAGUCGAGAUCGUCUACGCCGGAAUCGCUUGCUGCAGCGCCAGCGUCGAAGUCAAAGUGCCGCAGUCCACAGUCAUAGAAGCCAGGACGACGACGAUGGGGAAUACGGACCCUUUAACGUCAGUGAUUACGAGGAUUACGGGCCGAGUCAUGGCAGCGACGAGGAGAGUGAUGAUUUCUGCUACUGUGAUGUCUGCAUGAAUGGCGACACGGACUUUGGAGACAGCAAUGACGGGAUGGACUCCGACACGAGCACCUCUUCCAGCAACAGCAAGCAGGUGGUCGUCGGAAUCUGUGCGAUGGCCAAGAAGACACAGUCAAAGCCAAUGAAGGAGAUCCUGACUCGACUUGGAGAGUUUGAGUUCAUUAAGCUGGUGACGUUCGAGGAGAACGUGAUUCUACGAGAACCGGUCCAAAAUUGGCCCACCUGCGACUGCCUGGUGUCGUUUCACUCGAAAGGUUUUCCCCUAGAGAAAGCCAUCGAGUAUGCCCAGCUUAGGAAUCCCUUUGUGCUGAAUAAUCUGCACAUGCAGUACGAUAUUCAGGACAGGAGAAGAGUGUACGCCAUUCUGGAGAAGGAGGGUAUUGAGAUUCCGCGCUAUGCCGUCCUCGAUCGUGAUUCGCCGGACCCUAAACACCAUGAGCUUAUUGAGUCCGAGGACCAUGUGGAGGUCAAUGGUAUUACCUUUAACAAGCCGUUUGUUGAGAAGCCUGUGUCGGCGGAGGACCACAACAUAUACAUAUAUUACCCGACGUCGGCGGGCGGAGGAAGUCAGCGACUUUUCCGAAAGAUCGGCAGCCGGAGCAGCGUGUAUUCCCCGGAAUCAAGGGUGCGAAAGACAGGAUCAUUUAUCUACGAGGACUUUAUGCCCACCGAUGUGUACUUUUCAGGCACGGAUGUCAAGGUGUACACCGUGGGACCGGACUACGCCCAUGCCGAAGCCCGUAAAAGUCCCGCUUUGGAUGGCAAAGUAGAGCGCGACAGCGAAGGAAAAGAGAUUCGCUAUCCAGUGAUCCUCAAUCAUUCCGAGAAGCUAAUCUCACGGAAGGUGUGCCUGGCCUUUAAGCAAACCGUCUGUGGAUUCGAUUUGUUGCGAGCCAAUGGAAAGAGCUAUGUCUGCGAUGUUAACGGUUUUAGCUUCGUUAAAAACUCGAACAAGUACUAUGAUGAUUGCGCCAAGAUACUAGGCAACAUGAUUCUCAGGGAGCUAACGCCUACCCUGCACAUCCCCUGGUCAGUGCCCUUUCAAUUAGACGAUCCUCCCAUUGUGCCCACCACUUUUGGCAAAAUGAUGGAGCUGCGCUGCGUGGUGGCCGUAAUUAGACAUGGCGAUCGGACGCCCAAACAAAAAAUGAAGGUUGAGGUGCGGCAUCCCAAAUUUUUCGAGAUCUUCGAGAAGUACGACGGCUACAAGCUGGGCCACGUUAAGCUAAAGCGCCCUAAACAGCUUCAAGAGAUUUUGGACAUCGCCCGCUUCCUGCUAAGCGAGAUCCACACCAAAGCUCAUGCCGAGAUCGAGGAAAAGGAAAGCAAGCUGGAGCAGCUGAAGAACGUUCUGGAGAUGUACGGUCACUUUUCGGGCAUAAACCGGAAGGUCCAAAUGAAAUACCAACCAAAAGGACGUCCACGUGGCUCCAGCUCCGAUGAUACAGCGGAUCAACCAGUGGAACCUUCCCUGGUCCUCAUCCUCAAGUGGGGCGGCGAACUGACUCCAGCAGGUCGCAUCCAGGCGGAGGAGUUGGGUCGCAUUUUUCGGUGCAUGUAUCCGGGUGGCCAAGGAAGAUCGGAUUACUCGGGCACCCAAGGACUAGGUUUGCUGAGAUUACACUCGACGUUCCGGCAUGACUUAAAGAUCUACGCCUCAGAUGAGGGUCGUGUCCAGAUGACGGCUGCCGCUUUUGCAAAAGGUUUGCUGGCCCUGGAAGGAGAACUUACGCCCAUUCUGGUCCAGAUGGUAAAGAGCGCCAAUACAAAUGGACUGCUGGACAAUGAUUGCGACUCCAGCAAGUACCAGAACUUGGCUAAAGGUCGCCUCCACGAGCUUAUGCAAAACGAUCGAGAGUUUUCUAAGGAGGAUCGUGAGCUGAUUAAUCCUUGCAAUAGCAAAUCGAUUACCCAGGCUCUGGAUUUUGUAAAAAAUCCUGUUGACUGCUGUCACCACGUACACCUGCUCAUUCGCGAGCUUCUUCACAUUAUCAGUAUCAAAAAGGAUGAUCCAAAGACCAAGGACGCCAUUUUAUAUCACGGCGAGACGUGGGACCUGAUGCGUUGUCGCUGGGAAAAAAUCGAGAAGGAUUUUAGCACCAAAUCGAAGCUGUUUGACAUCUCAAAGAUACCAGAUAUAUAUGAUUGCAUCAAAUACGACCUGCAACAUAAUCAACACACGUUGCAAUACGAUCAGGCGGAGGAGCUAUACAUCUAUGCGAAGAAUCUGGCUGAUAUAGUCAUACCACAGGAGUAUGGACUGACGCCCCAGGAGAAACUGGCAAUUGGUCAAGGUAUCUGCUCCCCUUUACUAAGAAAGAUCAAGGGUGAUCUGCAGCGAAACAUCGACGAAGUGGAAGACGAGUUUAUGAACCGUUUGAAUCCACAUUAUAGCCAUGGUGUUGCAAGCCCUCAGAGGCAUGUCCGCACAAGGCUCUAUUUUACCAGCGAAUCGCAUGUUCACUCGCUGCUCACCGUUUUACGUUAUGGGGGAUUGCUUAAUGUGGUUACAGAUGAGCAGUGGCGUCGGGCUAUGGAUUAUAUUUCGAUGGUAUCGGAGCUCAACUAUAUGUCUCAGAUCGUUAUCAUGCUCUACGAGGACCCUACCAAAGAUCCAACUUCUGAGGAACGCUUCCAUGUUGAACUGCACUUUAGUCCGGGUGUAAAUUGCUGUGUGCAAAAGAAUCUACCACCAGGUCCGGGAUUUCGCCCGCAUUCGCACGGCGACAAUGCUUGCAAUGUAAGUUUGCAAUCUUCAGACGAGUCAAAUCCUGCCAGAAUCGAGGAGGAGAAUGACUCGAAUUCAGGAGAGGAACGGGAGGGCAAAAAGCGAUGCACCUCAGGCCAAAGGAGUUCGGAUCGCAGUGCGGAACGCACUUCCCCUUUCGGAUUCAACCGACUAGAGCUCAGAUCCAAGCAGUUUAAAUCGAAACCCAUCCCCAUCGGAGCCCAUCACACUGUCAGUGGCCAUGAAGCAAUGGAUCUAGCCAAGCGUCUGAACGAGGAGUUGGCAUCGCACCAACAGCAGCAAAACCAGCAGCUUCGACCCAUUAGUCCGGACAUAAGGGCAGUAACUCCUGACUGCGAACCACGCUCCCGGAGUUUUGAACAGCGGCCCACGUCCGGAGUCUGUGCUAAAGAACCGGCAACAGAGACAGCAGAAGAUACAUCAAUGGAUAUACAAACAAAUAUAUGUAUCGGAAAAAGUGCACCUGGGCUUACACCAACAGUUACUACUACCGAUAUUUCAAAAGGUAUACAAGACAUCGCUCCUACAGCCACCCAAACAUCCCCACCAACAUUUACACCAUCAACCACCACUACAACAACUGGAGCAGCAGCAGCUUUGUUUGAUAAUACAGCAACAAUGUCUUCUAAUCGACCAUUUACUAACCAAUUCCAAUCGAUUGAUCCCACUUCAAACGACGCACCACACCAACAUCAUGUACAUCAACACCAAUACCAACAUCACCGCAAAAUAACAACGACCAUCAAUAACACUCUGAACGAAAACCACACCACCGCCACAAUUACAAACAACACUACCACGACCCCGUCUUGUUGUACCAAAACCAUCGCCACAGAUAGCCAAGUCUCGGUGUCGGUCUCGGCAUCGGUGUCAUCGGCCAACCCAUCCACGUCGUCGCGUCGCCAAAGACACAGUAUUGCCGGCCAGAUGUCCUAUAUGAAAAUGUUGGGCUUCGGUGGUUUUAGCAAAAAGAUGGCCACCAGCGCAAAUAGCCUUUUCAGCACCGCCGUCAUCAGCGGCAGCUCGUCCGCUCCUAAUCUUCGCGACAUGAUAACGGUCUCCUCUUCCGGAUUUGGCGAUGUACCACCAAUCCGCCCGCUUGAGACACUGCACAACGCCCUUUCGCUGCGCAAGCUGGACAGUUUCUUGCAGGACAUGAUCCUGGCGCAGAUCUUUAAGACGCCGACAGGGUCCCCACCGCGGGGCUUCUCUAAGAAUACCUUGCCAGCGGUUUCCUCGAUGACUCUAAACGCCUCAAAUCAGACAGAGAUGAUCGACCAUGAGCAGCAAAUUGGCAGACAACCGCCGAUAUCAACGACCGUAACGCCCACCUUUGACCGGCGUGGCAGCGAGUCCGGAUCCACAGCGGAUGCCCAUCUGCGUCUCCUUUCGGAGAGCCAGUGCCCUAAUCUUGACGAUAGCAACACGGAGCUGCGAGAAUCGCUGGCUGGAAAGAUGGAGCUUUGGCCAGAGGACAUUGUGAAGGCAGCCGAGGAGGAGGAAAUAACCCUAUCGGAAUUGGAAACAAAACCAAGCUUGGACCUUACCAUGGAGAUAAUGGAGCGGGGGGCCGCGGGUACCGCCUUCUUCCAGCCAAUGAAUCGGGACAGCUUGGAAUCCGGCGAAGGAACGAUGGGCGGUGGAGUCUUUCUAAGUGUUUGUGAGGAACAGGACAGCGGAAGCACCUGCCUCACACCAGUUAGUUUUGGGAUGGAUCUCGACCUGAGCAUGGUGGCUAACAAGGGCUCCAUUACGCUGUCAAUGGAAAUCUGCUCUGGUGUUUUCUCCAAGGGGUUCGAAGAUGAUGAAGAUGCCACUUUGUCGGCGGCCACAACACCCUCCCUUUUGGCGGACUGUGAGCCGCGCCUGGAGAGUUGCUACUGUUGUCCCAGCCAUGCAGAGGGCCCCCCUGAGGUUCCCAGCGAUGAUCCACGGUUUGGCUUUGCGCUGCCGGUUCGAGUCACCCAAGCUUCACCGGAGCAUGAGCGACGUGUGCGCCGUGCUCAUGAUCCCGUCUCGCCAAGGAUCCAGAAACAGAUCAGCUUGUUCGAGGGAAACGCGGCUCCGGCAACGGGUCAGAAAAAGACUGAGUCCAGCGGAUCGGUUGUGGGCGGUCCCAUUCUGCACGCCUCCAUCAACCUGCCGGCGGCGGGACCGCAUCAUUUGCGCCAGGAUGCUCGCCUGCGCAAGUUUGAGAACCUCACGCAGUCCACUUCGAACUCGAACUUUCCCUUCGAAAGCAACACACUGAAGCGAGUGCCCAUGCAGACCACCAAUGACUAUGACAACGUAAGCCACACACAGAGCUGCAUAAACCUCAAAAGUGGCAGCAGUGGAGUCCUCGGGGGAUCGCCGCAGCGUCAGAGAGGAUCCGAUGGAAGAGUCGUAGCUGCAAGUGGAGUUCCGGCAGAGAGGGAGCCACCGCGGCUCCAUUGUGGACGGAUGAUCAGCACAUGCUGCUCUGCCUCGGCCUCGCCGUCCCCCUCACCGGGGGCGCUGAUUGUAAAGGAGCGAUUCAUCGAACCGCCCAAGCGCGGUGUCGUGCGCGGAUACCAUGGCAAAACGCAGUCCAUGGACGCCGACUUCCUGUUCAACGAGUUUCUUCUGUUGCCGGCCAUGGCUCCGGCCAAGAUAUCCUUUGAUAGUUCCGAAAUCGACCAGGCCAGCGAUGACGACUCCCCGAGCACCUCGAAACAAAGGCACGCCUAAAUAUCAAUCGAACUCCAGAUCCUUAAAGCACUCGCAUCCCUAAGCCGGGCCAAUGUAACUAACACAAGCUAUCGCCACAGCGAGUGCCAUUUCAAAUUCGAGUUAUCGCAUAGAUCCACUCGCUUACGGACUUUUUACUAUUAAUCUAACUGUUUGUUGCUUUUGGGCCAAGAAAAUACAAAUAAAAGGCUUAUCUCUAUUUUUGUCCAUAA